GGCCGGCGGCGGCCGGGGAGCGCGGCUUAGGCUCUGCCGGCCGGCGGGGGCGCGGGCCGCGCCGCCAUGAACGCCGCGGUGGUGAAGCGGACGCAGGAGGCCCUGGGGAAGGUGAUCCGGAGGCCUCCGCUGACGGAGAAGCUGCUGAGCAAGCCCCCGUUCCGCUACCUGCACGACAUCAUCACCGAGGUGAUUAGGAUGACCGGUUUCAUGAAGGGUCUCUACACAGACGCUGAGCUGAAGUCCGAUAAUGUUAAGGAUAAAGAUGCAAAAAUUAGCUUCCUUCAGAAGGCCAUAGACGUGGUGGUGAUGGUUUCAGGAGAGCCACUGUCCGCAAAACCAGCGCGGAUCGUGGCAGGGCUCGAGCCUGAAAGAACAAACGAGCUGCUCCAGAGAAUUGGAAAAUGCUGUCUCAGCAAGCUCUCCAGCGACGAGGCGGUGAAGAGAGUGUUAGCUGGAGAGAAGGGGGACCUGAAGGGAAGGACCUCACUGACGUCAAAAGCUCAGGAAUUGGACAAUGAGAAUGCACGAGAAGAAGAGCCCAGAGUUCAUAAAGAUAAAGAGGAUAAAAGGAACUCUGAAAUAAACGGGAGAAGUACAAGCAGAGAUCAAAAACAGAAGGAAGAAGUGAGGGAAGAGAGCAAAGCGAAGGAGAACGACCGUGACGGACAUAAAGAUCCUGAGCGAGACAGGCACCGGGAGGGGGAGAGAGAGCGAGCCAGAAACCGGGCCAAGCAGGACAGAGACCUGGCCCGCGCGGGGGAGAAAGGGAGCGAGGGUGGAAAGGGGAAAGAGAGGGCGAAAGAGCGGGACAGGGAGCAGGAGCGGGCCGCCCGCGGCAGGGACAGGCGGAGGGCGCAGGCCGGGGGGCGCUCCCGAGGCCCGGGCAGGGAGAAGGCCAGCGAGCUCGGCGAGCCCGACAGAAAGUCCUCAAGCUCAGGGGAGGUGUCUAAAAAGCUGCCAGAUGGAUCUUUGAAAGAUUCCAAAGCUGAAACAGAGACUGAGAUUUCCACUAGAGCAUCCAGGUCAGUGACAACAAAACCAUCAAAACGGCGAUCCAAAAAUUCAGUGGAAGGAAGAAGGGACUCUAGAACCACUGAAAAUAGUCUUUCCCCUGAAAAAGAACAUAACUCUUCCUACAGUAAAGCUAAGAAGGAACAUGCCGGGAAACAGCUCGGAAGAAAGGAAGAUACUAUUUCAGCUAAAAUGUUAGAUCCCAUAGUGUCUGGAUUAAAUCAUGAAGCAGAUCAGGAAACUGCAACUUCAGAAAUCGGAACAAAAGAAGCUAAUACUAACUCAGCUAGUGUUUCAGAUGAGAAUUCCGCUAGUCUGUGGCGUGAGAACGUUGAGCCAGAACCAGCAGUGAAGCAGAAAGGCGGCUCCCCUAGUGAUGCAGAAGGAGAAGGGGGACCUUCUGGCCCAGAGAAGCCCGAGGUGUCUGAGAGUUCUGAGCUGCCGAGUGAGCUUCCAGCCAACAUCAGGACAGGGAGUGGCAAACUCGUUGCCAGUGUGAUUGUAGAUGCACAGAACUCUGACAAUGAGGCAGAUGACCAGUUUGUGGUGGAGGCUGCCCCCCAGCUUCCUGAGAUGUCAGAACUGGAAAUGGUCCCCGUAGUAGAUGUGGAGGCCGAGGAGAAACACGGAGGACUUGUGAAAAAAAUUCUGGAGACCAAGAAAGAUUAUGAGAAGUUGCAGCAGGCACCCAGACCUGGGGAGAAGGAGAAAUCGCUUGUCUUUGAGUCAGCGUGGAAGAAGGAGAAGGACAUAGUUUCCAAGGAGAUCGAGAAGUUACGUGUGUCCAUCCAGACCCUGUGCAAGAGCGCGCUCCCCCUGGGGAAGAUCAUGGACUACAUCCAGGAGGACGUGGACGCCAUGCAGAACGAGCUGCAGCUGUGGCACAGCGAGAAUAAGCAGCACGCGGAGGCCCUGCAGAAGGAGCAGAGCAUCACGGACUGUGCGGUGGAGCCCCUGAAGGCCGAGCUGGCUGAGGUGGAGCAGCUGAUCAAGGACCAGCAGGGUAGGAUCUGUGCCGUCAAGGCCAACAUCCUGAAGAACGACGAGAAGAUUCAGAAAAUGGUGUACAGUAUCAGCCUGAGUUCGAGAAGGUGAAAGCUCACACGUUUCCAAAGCCGGAAGUCCUCCUCAGUCU
Callorhinus ursinus (northern fur seal) is the source of this 2149-nucleotide messenger RNA. The record is from RefSeq and is a predicted model, not a curated record. Lineage: Eukaryota; Metazoa; Chordata; Mammalia; Carnivora; Otariidae.